GCCGCUAGUCACAGGUCGCCUGAAGGUGCCAAAAUUACGUCCGAGGACGUUCAAACGGACACGAUAUUGCGUCAUCACCGUCGUCACGAGCGAUCGAAGUUAUACCGGUUCGAAGGUUGCGGCGAGUUUUAGGACCUCUGGCGCCACCUCUGGCUAAACUGGCGUAACUGCAUGGCGCGCAGGGAAUAACUGAAGAGCUUGACGUUACCGAUUAGUUCUGCUUGUACUGGAGCGUCUGUUUUACCGUCUGUCGGUAAAAUAGAUUCUACAUCUAUCUAUUGUGGGUAAAACCAAAUCUCAAAUGUAGUCUCGCUAUUUUAGGCAUGGUUGCCAGUCUUUGAACUAUCUCGUCGAUGCCCCAAGCUGUUUGACAGUUCGACAUGUUAGAAUGAUGCAAAAUGUAACAGAAAAACAGAGUUAGUUGUCAGGCACAAAAUAAUUGUGUGGUCAGGGUUAAAGAUUUUGUCAAUGUAAUCAAAGUUUUGAAUUUCUUUCAGUAUAUUUGUUAGCUGCGUCUGGCUGUGUAAGUGUAACUUUGCAGAUAACAAUCAAUGGCUUCGAAAGUCUGGAUGUGGAAAGGCAUAACCGGCGUGUCAGGCCGGUGCAACGAUGUGCUCUACACGCGGCCGAAGUCGCAACUUACGCAGGAUCUCCUCGUAUUCUUCGGCGGUGACGUCCAGGAUACUCAAGAGAAUAUGGAGAAACAUUCGGAUAGCAAAGAAUAUAUAAAAUGGAGUUUGGAAAAUACCGCGACAAUACUCUCGGAACAGUUUCCUAGGCAUCAUGUAUUCGUCGUUCGCCCAGCCAGAAUGUCGGUAACUAAAUGCGCGGUGUUUAGUUGCUUCGAUAACUUUGUGCCGGGCGAUAAAUAUGGUACGCCAACUUUUCGCCCGAUGCACCAGGCUUUAAAACAUUUGAGACAACUCCUCCUUUGUUGCCUGGAACACGUUAAGACACUGGGAGCGAAAGAGGAUGUCGACAAUCAACGUAAUAUCGAAGCCGAGAGUGUGAGUCUGAUCGGUUUUAGUAAGGGAUGCGCAGUUUUGAAUCAAUUUCUACACGAAUUUCACUAUUACGACGAAAAUCCGAGCGACGACACCGACGUAAGAGACUUCGUAAGACUAAUCAGAGAUAUGUGGUGGUUGGACGGCGGACACAACGGUUCCAAAGACACGUGGAUCACGGAGCGGGAAGUGCUCGAGUCCUUCGCUAAAUUAAGGAUAAACGCUCACAUACACGUAACGCCGUAUCAAAUACGCGACAAUUUCCGGCCGUGGAUCCGCGCCGAGGAAAACAGCUUCAACGAGACCUUACGACGCAUCGGCGUGUCCGUACAGCGAGUCUUGCACUUUGGCGACAGUCCGAAGAGCCUAUCGUCGCAUUUCGGUGUUCUCGCGGACAUCGGAUGAGAAGAAACGUACUUUCCCUAGUCUAGACUGCUAAGUGCCAUCGCUAGAUAAAUUCGAGAAUAACUUGCUAAACUUGGAUUCUAACUUUCACGGUUUAUUGUUGCUUUUUACAAUCCUGAGCGACGAUUCUUAACGUGUCGAGCCUCGUUUCAUGAAACGAUGUCGGACAAGCGUCCUCUCAUAAAAAUCUGAUAUGACAAGGAUGUCCCAAACGUUUACCUAUCACACUGGGCACUUGGUUGCUACUCCUCUUAUCACAACGUACUAGUCCACGUGCACGCAUCACACGAAGGAGCAACAGCACUUUCCUGGCGACUUGAAUCACUGUUGACUCUCCUCGUAACAUCUGUUCGGGCAUUUCACUCUCGUUUCUGCAAAUGGUAAACAAUGAGACAUGUAGACGUUAACAAAUAUAUUACAUGAUGCGUUUGU
Molecule: messenger RNA, 1841 nt
Organism: Ooceraea biroi (clonal raider ant)
Lineage: Eukaryota; Metazoa; Arthropoda; Insecta; Hymenoptera; Formicidae
Product: UPF0565 protein C2orf69 homolog
Cellular component (GO): mitochondrion
Source: RefSeq, a predicted model, not a curated record